This is a messenger RNA of Medicago truncatula (barrel medic), 1876 nucleotides long. Its product is annotated as cytochrome P450 736A117. The record is from RefSeq and is a predicted model, not a curated record. The transcript has 2 exons. Bases 123 to 1688 code for a protein of 521 amino acids. Lineage: Eukaryota; Viridiplantae; Streptophyta; Magnoliopsida; Fabales; Fabaceae. Gene Ontology annotation, molecular function: iron ion binding; monooxygenase activity; oxidoreductase activity, acting on paired donors, with incorporation or reduction of molecular oxygen.
ACGUGUCUCACUUUUCUUUCUAUGAUGUUAUUUUAUAAGAACCAUUAAAAUCAUACCACCAAGUGAUAUAUAAGAAGGAAGAGAGUGGUUUUUAUCGCUCAACAGAAACCAAAGGUUAAGCCAUGUCCACCUUUCUACACAGUUCUCUUUCACAGGAAAUCUUCUCUUCAUUCCCUAUGCUUUUCUUCACUAUCUUACCAAUCUUCAUUUCACUUCUUUUCAUCAUCAAAUGGUAUUCCAACAAUUCUGCCACCCAAAAAAACUUACCACCUUCACCUCCAAGAUUUCCUAUACUUGGUAAUCUUCAUCAAAUUGGUGUGUCCCCUCACAGAUCACUCCAAGAUUUAGCUCACAAAUAUGGCCCUUUAAUGCUUCUUUAUUUUGGGAAGGUUCCAGUACUUGUAGUUUCCUCAGCUGAUGCAGCAAGAAAAGUAAUGAAAACUCAUGACUUAGUCUUCUGUGAUAGGCCACAACUUAAAAUCUUUGAUAUCCUUUUAUUCAGUUCCAAAGAUGUGGCAAGUUGUGCAUAUGGUGAGUAUUGGAGACAAGUAAGGAGUCUCAGUGUGUUACACCUUCUAAGUAACAAAAGAGUUCGAUCUUACCGUUGUGUUAGAGAGGAAGAAACUUUAAGAAUGAUGGAAUAUAUUAAGGAGGUUUCUUCUUCUGACUCGUCGCCCUUGAACUUGACAGAGUUGUGCUCUACAAUUACUAAUGAUAUAGUAUGCAGGGUGGCUCUGGGAAAAAGAUACCGUGAAGGAAGAGGGAUGAAAUUUCAGGAGGUGUUGUUGGAAUUUGGGGAGUUGCUGGGUACUGUAUGUAUAGGAGACUAUAUACCUUGGCUUGAUUGGUUGGGAAAAGUUAAUGGUUUUUAUAGCAAAGCAGAAAAAGUGGCCAAACAAUUGGAUGAAUUUUUUGAGGAAGUCAUUGAGGAGCACAUUAGUGGUGAUAGAACUAAUGGACAUGGUGUUGAAAAUGAGCAGAGUGAUUUUGUGGAUGUUUUGCUUUCGCUUCAAAAGACUAAUGCUAUGGGCUUCCCAAUUGAUAGAAUUUCAAUCAAGGCUUUGAUACUUGACAUGUUUGCUGCAGGUACAGACACAACCUACACAGUUCUAGAAUGGGCGAUGACAGAACUAUUAAGACACCAAACUGUGAUGCAUAAAUUGCAAGAUGAGUUGAGGAAUGUGGUUGGUAACAAAACUCAUGUAACUGAGGAGGAUUUGGUUAACAUGAACUACUUGAAAGCUGUGAUCAAAGAAACUCUUCGCCUCCAUGCACCAGUUCCGUUGUUAGUCCCUCGAAAAUCAAUGGAAGAUAUCAAAAUAAAUGGCUAUGACAUUGCAGCUGGUACACAAGUAAUAGUCAAUGCUUGGGCUAUUUCUAGAGACCCUUCAAGUUGGGAAGAACCUCUAGAGUUUAAACCAGAAAGGUUUAUGAAUAGUUCAAUAGAUUAUAAAGGAUUGGAUUUUGAACUUAUCCCAUUUGGAGCAGGAAGGAGGGGUUGUCCUGGUGUGUUGUUUGGAAUUGCAGUGAAUGAAUUGGUGCUAGCAAACCUUGUUUACCAAUUUGAUUGGAAAUUGCCUGAUGGAGUAGAAGGGAAGGAUUUGGACAUGUCUGAAACUAAUGGCCUUACUUGCCAUAGAAAAUACCCUCUCCUUGCGGUAGCUACCAAAUAUGAGAAAAAUGAAUGAACAUUAAAUUGAUGUGUCAAGUGAUUGAUUCAUGGAAUAAAUGAGACUUGGAGAUAUUGGUGUUGUUUUGUGGUUAAUCAAACUAAACUCCAACCGAAUUACCAUCUCAAAUAUGAUAAGAUAGUAGAAUUCUAAAUUAUGUAAAACCAACGUCACUUUUCAUUGAAAUUUUGGACCAUUUUCAAAUA